CCUCCUCCUCCUCCUCCUUCCCUAGCAAUGGCGGUUGCGCAUUGCGCCGCCACCACCACCUCCUCCUUCGUCCCACUCUCUUACUCCACGUCUCCACCACCCAAAAAACUAGUGCUUUCACUCUCUUCCAUUUCCUCUCCAUUCCCAUCAAAACCCACAAGUAGAAAGAACUAUCUUCGCUUAAAGCUUCUCAAAACCCUAACUAAACCCUACCCCAAUCAUCUCCUUCCCCAAUCACCCCCCACAUCAAACCCCUUAAUUCCCCUCGAUUCCCCGGAAGAACAAAUCGAUGAGUCCGAGAUUCAGGAUUUUGAAAUCUCUGAAAAAUCGGGAACUUCUGGAGUUUUCAGUGACGAUUUGGGGAAAUUUUCGACUGGUUCAGUGAUUAAAGUUGGGUUGUAUUUGGUUGGGGCUUUUGUGUUUCAGACAAUUUGUGCUGUUUGGGUAUUUGGGUCGGCUGAUUCUGACUAUGAAGAUGGAAACUUGGAUAGUAAAGGUAAAACUAGUGUCUUGGAGUUGGGUUUAAAUGGUGAUAAUGAAGGUAAAUCAAGUGUUUUGUUGAAUGGAAGUGGAAAUUUGCUUAAUGCGGAAUUGGGUUUCGAACAAGGUGGAAUUGGGUAUGUGGGUGGCUCUGAAUUGGAAGAGAGAAUUGUUGAAAUUCAAGCAAUGGCAAGGGACGCGAGAGAGAGUGAGAGAUUGAAAUCGAAGGCCAAUGGUUUGGAUAAUGAUGGUGUUGUUAAAACUGGGAUUGAGAAGGAGGUGGAUAGCAGAUUAGUAAAGCUGAGGAAGAGGUUGCAGAACAGCAGUGAGAAGUUGUCGCCGGUGUUUCCUGUUAAUUUUUUAAUAAAGGAUAGUGAGGUUGAAGAUGGGGUUGAUGGAGGUAGUUUGGACCCAAAGGAUGUGAAUGACCCAUUGAUGUUCAAAAAGAAGUAUCAAUUUAGAAGUCCAUCAGCUAUUCUGCGUGAUAAACCCAAGGGGUUUCAGGGUUCAGAAGAUCAUAGAAGUCGUAGUUCAGCUAUUGAAGAUGAACCAAUAAGAGUUGGAAGCGUUGAUAAGGAUAGUGUUAAUUUGUUAGAUAAAGAACAACAGCUGGGUAGUGUUUCUUUGCCUUUAGAGGAAGAAAGGAAACCAUCAAAGGAAAAGUCCAAAUCUUUUCAAACUACAAGGAAGAAGUUGGGGAAAGAAAGGGCAAAAACAAGGCUGGGAAAGGAAAAUGGAGUUGCAAAACCUGAACCUGGGAUUGGGAAUGGCAUGGUAAGGAGCAGAGAAGUUGGAAGCAAAGGUGCAGCGGCCAAAGUCAAGGGCAAACAGUCAGAUGAUAAGGCUGAUUUGUGGUGGUUGACUCUUCCUUAUGUAAAUGCUAUUUUCAUGCGCAGAGGUCAUGAUGGUGAAGGACCAAAGGGACUAUUUACAUUGAAGACCACACCUUACACAAAGGACAGGGGUGACUCAUCUCAUAUUGUUGCUUUUCAAGACCGUGGUGAUGCUGCCAACUUCUGCCAUCUUCUGCAAUCCUUUUUUGAAGAUCUUGGCGAUUUUAGUGCCAACAUUGUUCCUUUGACAAUAAAAGAACUUGAUGAGGCAGUGAGAUCAGAUAACAAGAAGGUGGUUGUAGUGAAGAAAGGGCAACUCAAGCUUUAUGCUGGGCAACCACUUGAUGAAGUUGAGAUGGCCUUGUGCUCUUUAGUCAAAUGAAGUUGAAUUGCCUCUGCACCAGGAAUGAAAAAUGACAUGCAGAAGAUGCUGAUUGGACAACUUUCCUAGGGGUGACAAGUGGGAACCAUCCCCUUCACUGAAUUGAAUUCCUUUCCACAUCUAUUGGCAUUGAUGGAGCUUUGAGUCAACCAAAUGCAGUUGGGAUUAGGAUAUGCUGAGUUGAGCUGAUUGAAUUUUAACAAAAUUAACCAUGCAGAGAUUCCUUGUAAACACAAAAUAGUCUGCCGCAUUUAGUUAUAAAAGCCAUAUUGUAUCCGUUGUAUUGAUUUUCCGUUUCUUUUUGUUGUCUUUUUUCUUGUUUUAUACUUUUUUUUUUGUUUUUGUUUUUUAGAUUGAUGUUUCUCAGUUGCAUGUAUAGUUGAGCAGAAUACAUUCUUGUAAAUGCAAGAUUGGAAAAGGUGAUUAUUUUUAGCAAUUGUAUA
Camellia sinensis is the source of this 2138-nucleotide messenger RNA. RefSeq names its product ABC subfamily C protein. The record is from RefSeq and is a predicted model, not a curated record. NCBI's taxonomy places the organism in Eukaryota, Viridiplantae, Streptophyta, Magnoliopsida, Ericales, Theaceae.